AAACAGACAAAAAACAACAAACAAGUGUUUUGUGUAUGAUCCAGUACAGCAAGGCGCAGGGCAGGCCUCUCUCUCUCUGCUAACUUGGUCAUUUGAACUUUGUUUUGAUGCUUUAAAUCUGUAUAACUUCCAAUGGUUCCAAUUUGUAUGAAAAUCAGCCAAGGUGGCCUCUCCGGAUAGGAUUUUUGUUGGCCAUGGCAUGGCCCCACUUGCCACCUGCCUCUUGGCAGGCCUUCUGGUCUGCCUUCCUCUCGUCAAUGCAGCUGCACAAUCGGCCCCCUGCGACAAGUCCCGAAAGGUUUUCACAGAGCCAUGGGGCAUUGUCACAGACGGACCCACAGGCUUCAACUACACCCAAGAUUCUCAUUGUGAAUGGCUCAUCAAAGCUAACAACAGUCAGCAGUUCAUCACCCUUAGUUUCCGAGCCAUGGGCACUGAGUGCUCAUAUGACUAUGUCUUUGUUUAUGAUGGAAGCUCUUUCAACUCUCCUCUACUAGGUAGUUUCAGUGGUAAAACAGAACCUCAACAAGUGACUGCUGUAUCUGGAUCUAUGUUAAUUCUCCUUUACUCAGAUACUAACUAUGUCCUUGAUGGCUUUAGAGCAGAGUUCUCUGUUACUGAUUGUCCUCGAAAUUGCUCCGGCCAUGGCUUGUGUGUCCGCCAUGCUUGUGUGUGUGAAGGAGAUUGGGGAGGAAAAGACUGUGGUGUAGAGCUUUGCCCUGAUGAGUGUGGUUAUGCAUUGGGUCGAGGUAUUUGUAGGGCAGGACGGUGUGAGUGUGCGGCAAACUAUACAGGUCGUGCAUGCUCAUUGCAUCGAGAUGAUCCUGAAGGAAAUAGGUGGCAUUUACUCUCACACUCCGAAGGGGGAUUUACUGCAAGAGCUGCUCACUCUGCUGUAUACUUGAGAGAAACUGAUUCCCUCUAUGUGUUUGGAGGCUUUGAUUUGAAUAAUGUUCUUGGUGAUCUUGUGGUGUACCAGUUUAAAUUGAGUCAGUGGGAAGAUGAAUCAGGAAAACAAAUUGAGGGUGCUGCAUCAUGGUCUGCACCUCUUGAUGCACACACAUUAGCUGAUGUCUUGGAACAAGUUGGUCAGAGUGGAGAAGAAAGAUGGGGCUUAAGGCCAAAGUCCUCAUUUUUGCGCAACUUACUUUUCUCUGUUGCGGAUAAUGCCACUUUAAAAGUUAAACAUCGUACUGCGCAAGAAAAAGGACAACAUUUGGCUCGCAUUCCAAGGCAAGCCCUAAUAUCCGGCACAGGAGAGCAGUUUUCUACAGAGACAUCUCAAUCUGCAGUCACUGAAAUUCCAUCCGAUUCAACUGAAGUCUCAGAAAUACCACCAGAUUCUGAUGUGAAUGAAGCAGAUCCUGCUGACCCUAUGCAUGAUGGAGAGUCUUCAACCUCUGUGCCACCCAAACUACCACACCCAAAACGGCCUGCACCAAGAUAUGGGCAUGCAGCAUGCAGGUGUGCUGAGGGAAUGGCUUUAUAUGGUGGCAAAUUAUCUGAUGGCUCUUUGUCUGAUGAGUUGUGGUUGUACAAUGUAAACACAAAGUCUUGGUUGCUGCGAGCUAUACAUUCCAAAGUGCGCCCUCCCAAACUUACCAGACAUACACUAACACUAGCUGGUGAUUACCUUUAUUUAUUUGGAGGAAGCACUGCUGGUGGUGAUUUCUCAUCUAGGCUUUAUCGCAUAAAAAUUGCUCUUGGUGAGAAAGGUGCAGAUCAUGAACAAUGGGAAUUAGUUCAUCCAAGAGGAGGAAAGGAGUUAGACGUACGAGUUGUGGCCCAUUCGACAGUUUACCACCCAGCUUCAAACUCUCUGCUUGUUUAUGGUGGUGUAGUAGCAGGUGUGAAGCGUUUUUCCAAACUCUCAGACAGAAUGUUUGCCUUUCAACUUGAUGCUCGCCAUUGGAGUGAGCUGCACUAUCCAAGAGCACACCUUCCUGAAACAUAUGUGCCAAGGGAGAGGGCUUUUCACACCAGUACCAUUAUUGGAAAUUAUCUUGUUGUAUUUGGUGGGUAUUCACAUCGCCACAAUAAAGAAGAAAUAUGUUAUGACAGCCAAUUAUAUCUGUAUCAUCUAGGUUGCCACACAUGGGUAAACCAUGAAGUUUUGGGAACACACCAUCCAGCAUCUCGUUACCCAAAGCAACAAGGUGUUUUUGCCCAUGCUGCAGCUGUGCGCAACGGAAAUACUCUCCUUGUUGUUGGUGGCUACCAUGGAAAUGUUAACGCUGAUUUGCUUGCCUAUACCUUGCCUCCAAUGCUAGCCAGCAGAGAAGGAGAAUCAUAUGAACCGGAUCAAGUCUGUGGAAGGCAUCAUGUUCGAGUGGAGUGCACAGCAAACCCAGAAUGUGGCUGGUGUUCUGCUGAUGAUGUUUGUUAUGGCCGAACUGUAGGUGUCAAUUGCACCACCAACCUUCAAACAACGCGCUGUCUAGGAGUGUGCCCAGCAUUGGGAGAUUGUCAUUCUUGCCUGAUUCACGGAAGUGCCCCUACCGCAUCAGCUGCUUUUAAACUUCGUCUUGGUCAGUGUACGUGGUGUGUUCAAAAUGCAAGGUGUCACCAUAAGGAUGACAAUUAUGGUGUGUGUGGCCUGGGUGAGGACACUCCAUCUGAGGCCCCAGGUUGGUGGGGUCCUAAAGGAACAGAAGUGACACGAGUAGAAGAAUGCAGAGUUUUGGACAGGCGUCCAGGUUUGACAUUUGUGCAGUAUAAACAUCCAGCCAACUGGUCCCAGCCAGAUUCAGUCAGUAUAAUAAAUGCAACAACAGCAGACUUCUCGUCAGGCACUGGAUGGUCUCGCUCAGAGCCUAUUGGUGGUAUUACUGCCCGACUGAGAGGAUCUCUUCACCCUCCAGACUGGUGGAAAGAUUCCCAUGAAACUCUGCGUAUGUGUGUCAGCCAUUCUUCAGCUACUCUGCAAGUUGCUCAUUUAAAUGCCUCUGAUCUACCUCAACAUGCCCACUUGGAAAUAGUUGGAAACCUCAGUGCUGAGCAAUCUGCCUGUGUCAGUGCCACUUGGGAACCUGGGAAGCCUGUCCUUCUGCACGAUGGUGUUUUCUUGGUCGACUUUGAAUCCCGCAAAACUGUCGGAGUGGACAUGCAUCAUCAGUCUAAAAUGGAACUUCAACACAACCGGAGCCAAGAGAGUGCCAAGGUGUUUACGUUCGAGUACUUGGCUCCGUACGAGAACGGGUCCUGCUGGCAGUACUCCAACUGCCUGGCCUGCCUGACGGACUCGGCGUGCGGCUGGUGCGAGAUCACGGCUCAGUGCCUGGACCGACACCUGGACGAGACGGAGGCGUGCCGCAAGCAGGGCGAGGAGGCCGGCCCGGACGAGUGGCACUACCUGACGCUGCAGCCCGCCACGUGCCCCAACUGCUCCAACUACAUCUCCUGCGACGCGUGCGUGUCGUCCGGCCUGUGCGAGUGGUGGACGGACGACGCGCGUUGCGCCCGCCGCGGCAGGGCCUCGGACGCCGUGCUUGACGUCAACAAGUGCCCCGCGCCCUGCCACGAGCGAGGCAACUGCUCGCAGUGUCUCGAGGAGAGGGGCGUGUGCGUUUGGUGUGAGGCGACCCAGGAGUGCUUCUCAUUCUCUGUAUACACUUCUGAGUAUCAGUUUGGCCUGUGUCGAGAAUGGCUUGAUCAAACGUACCAUGGUGUGACUACGGGACCGUCCAAUGGAGUUGCAGUUCCGCCAGGAGAAGGAGCACAGCAGUGUAAAAGUUGUAUGCGUCACCUAAAUUGCUCAUCAUGUGUGCAUACACUUGGCUGUGGUUGGUGCCAUUCAACCGAAAAUCCCAUUCAAGGAAUUUGCGUUCAGGGGGAUUUUGACCAACCUCAUGAUGAGCCGUGCUCUGCUGUUUUAAUGAGUGAUGAAGACGUCGUAAAUUGGGCAUAUGCUCAGUGUCCAGAUGUUGAUGAGUGUGACCUCGGUCUUGAUGAUUGCCAUCCUGAUGCCAUUUGUACAAAUACUCAUGGGUCAUACUCAUGUCAGUGUAAAAGAGGAUUUAAUGGUGAUGGUCGAACGACCUGUACCAAAACAUGUUUUUAUAAUUGUGUCCAUGGGUAUUGUGUAGGAGCUCCUGACUAUUCCUGUAGAUGUGAUUUAGGUUGGACUGGGUUAGAUUGCAACACAAAUUGUCUCUGCAAUAAUCAUUCCACUUGUUCGCAAGGAGUAGGCAAAUGUGACCAAUGUCAGGAUUGGACUACAGGCGAAUAUUGUCAAUAUUGCAGAGCUGGAAGUUAUGGGAAUGCAACGUCGGGUCAGGGUUGUCAUGGGUGCAACUGCAAUGAACAUGGAAGUGAAGCACUGGGCGUUUGUGACUUUCAGACUGGUGUGUGUUUCUGCCAGGAUAAUACCGUUGGUGAUAACUGUGAUAAAUGCAAAACUGACUUCUAUGGUGAUCCAAGAAAUGGUGGCCUGUGCUAUUAUCAGUGUAUGGCCCGAGGUGUUUUAGCUGGUUUUGAAUCUCAAGGAUUAGGCAGCCGUUCAGCAGUAGCAAAUCAGUGGGAGCCAAGAUUUGGUGGACCUCCUAGUUCUGAAUGCUUGUGGAUUAUCAGCCCAUUCCACAUGAAUAAUCGUUCUGACAACCCACCGAGUAUCAUUCAAUUGACAGUUCAUGAAGAUAUCCGAAUUCCAUGUGACGAAAAUAGUGUUUAUAUAUAUGACGGACUUCCUGAUUUUGUUUCAACAAAUCCAACCCAUCAAAGUCAUGUUUUGGGAAUGUUCUGUGGGGAUGAUUCUGUAUAUCCUUAUAUUGUUGAAGCAACCACUGGCAUUAUGACUAUACAUUACAAACAGUUGGAUUUGAACGACGGGUUUAAUGCUAGCUAUGUGAUUUUUGUGUGCCCUGAUCACUGUCCUGCCAAUCGGACUUGUCUCAAUGGUCAUUGUGUUUGUCCUGAGGGCUGGUCUGGUCCGCACUGUGCUGAACCUCUUUGCCCGAAUAAUUGCUCUGCUGAACUGAAGCAAGGCAUCUGUGACAAGAGCUAUUGGCGUUGUCUUUGUAAUCCAGACUGGGGAGGUCCAGAUUGCUCAGUAUCGUUGUUACCAUCACAUCUAGUAUCAACGGAACUUUUUAACUCGGCGCAUCUGUCUGAAGCAAGCUCAUUAGCCCAUUGGCGUAAAAUGUUGCCCCGAUUUGGACAUUCUUUGAGUGCUGACCGCAGAGGUGCUUUGUGGAUGUUUGGAGGAUUCUCUUUGUCUCAUGGACCUCUCAAUGACAUCAGAUUGUUUGACACAAAAAACGCCACUUGGAUGCAGAUUACUGUGGACUCCACCAGUGAUGCUAAAAUGCCCAAAGGCCGAUACUAUCAUGCAGCUGAAAUUGUUCAAUCUCGUAGAGAGAUAUACAUUUAUGGUGGUCUUGGAGCUCGAGGUGAUAGCACCAAGGCUACAUUUAAUGACACCUGGAAAUUUGUACUUAAAAGUCAGCGUUGGAUUCAUGUGCAGUCCGAAAUAGGACCUCCACCUCUAGCUGGGCACACCUUGACCCUACUUAAAAGUGGAGAUGUUGAGACAUUAAUUUUGAUUGGUGGUUUAAGUCCUCUUGUCGGAUUUAGUGAAUUUGUGUGGGAAUUCAACCUAGAAACUGAAAAUUGGAGCCGUUUUAAUACAACCGGGGAUCGUCCUCUUGGUAUUUUUGGUCACAGCACAGUAUUCCAUGGUCCAAGUCAAAGUUUCUAUGUGUUUGGAGGGUAUAAUUAUCUCGUAAAUCGCACUCUGUUGUCCAACAAGCUGUAUUCCUUGCAUUAUCCGACCAGAGUCUGGUCUAUGUUGCCCCCAUUUGAAAAUUAUAAUCCGCCAGAUUUGCAUUUGCCAAGAGCAAGAGCUUUCCAUACUGCAGUUACCAAGGAUGAUUACAUGCUUAUUUUUGGAGGACGUUCUCAUCCCCACAAUAUGACUGAUACACUAGUAGCAUAUUUGUACACAUGUAAUCAGUGGGUUCGACUUAUUUCAAAAGAUGUCAAUUUAGUUGGUGUGGUACCUCCCUCAACCUACGCUCAUGCAAUGGCAAUGGAUCCAGAGUCUGGAGCUAUCUUCGUGGUUGGUGGUUUUGAAGGUGGCGUUGAGAGCCAUGUUACACACUUGUCGCUCCCAGAUGAUCUCUGUGCUUUGUGGCCUGGGAAAUGUCAUCUUCCUGGGUGCUCUUACUGUGCUGUCAUAAGAUCAGGAGGUGCUCCUAACUCUACAUUUUGUUACAACAAUGCACGCUCAAUGCCUGAUGAAUGCUCCAGUGGAAAUGGUACUGUCCGGACUACCAAUGGUGUUUCUUGCAACAGAAAAUGGAUAUCAGCUCGAAAUUGCUCACAGCACAAAGCAUGCUCAGAAUGCUUGGCAUCAUGGCCAUCUCAUAUUGAAGAAGGACAGACUUGUAAAUGGUGCAAAGGCAUUGGAAGUGGAAGUUGUGUAGAUAUACACUCUGAUGAGUGCGGUAAAAGUGAGCUUCAAACUACUUUAGAUGUGUCAGAAUGUCCAGAGAAGUAUUGCUAUGCACCAGAAUGCGACCUAUGUCGUACAUUGGAUACUUGUAUAUGGACUAGGCCAGUGCUACGAGGAGAGAGGGGUAUUGAGCCAUCGUUUGAUUGGGGUUGUACUAAGAAAACCAUCUUAGAUCGAAUUACCUACCCAUACUGUCCAAAGCGCUGUGGUGAACAUAGGCUCUGUGAUUCCUGCCUUCGCUCUCAUGGCGCCGAAGGGGGCUACCGUGAAUGCCGUUGGUCAACAGCAAUACAUGAAUGUGUUUCUCCAGCCUACCAAUCUCUUCUUUGCUCUGGUGGUGUGUGUGGAAUGGUUAUCAGUGGAGGCAACACUGAACGUUGUCCAGAACCGUGUUCGACUUAUUUCAAGUGCUCAGACUGCCUGCGUCAUGCUCGCUGUGGUUGGUGUUCUUUGGACAGUGGAAACCAGACAGGACGUGGUGUGUGUACAGAAGGCUCCCUUGAGAGACCCGCCUCAGGUCCACUGCGUUCUACUUGCGCUGCACUUUUCCAAGAAGAACUUAAGAAAAAUCAUCACCCUCCUUUGAUCCAUUCAUAUAAAAAUGGAACGGAGACAAUUGAAAUACCAAAAGUAUUUUCCUGGCACUACGUCAAGUGUCCUCCUGAAAAUGAGUGUGAAAAUACUCAUCAUUCAUGCAACCCUGUGUCAGAAGUUUGUGAGGAUCUAACCGUUGGUUUCCAUUGCAAAUGUGGUCCAGGAUAUCGAGCAGACCGGGCAGAAAGAAAAUCCUGUGUUCCUGUCUGUAGCCAGGGUUGUGUUCGAGGAUUGUGCAUUGAACCCAAUCGGUGUCUUUGUGACUUCGGUUAUGUUGGGGCAAACUGUUCUAUCCAAUGUCAAUGUAAUGGUCACUCCAACUGUGCUGGCCCAGAUAAACUUGAUUUCUGUUUGUCAUGUCGCAACAACACAAUGGGCCGGCAAUGUGAAAGGUGCAAACCUCUCUUUGUAGGUGAUCCAAGUAAUAAUGGUCAGUGUGUCCCUUGCAUUGACUACUGCAAUGGUCACACACACAUCUGUAUCAAUGACAGUAUUUCCGCUCCUCCUUCUGGUAAAUGGUUGGAUGUUCCAUUAGAGGACCUAAAAGCAUUCCUUGGUGAGGGUCCAACAACUCAUGCACAUUGCAUAGGAUGUGCAAAUCGUACAACUGGAGACAAGUGCGAUGAAUGCAUUUCUGGCAAUUUUCGAGGCAGCGAAGAUCACAGAGAUCCCUGUCGACCAUGUCAGUGUCAUGGCCAUGGACAUUUGUGUGAUCCAGUGACAGGAGAGAAGUGCAACUGUCAAAACAAUACUGAAAGUGAUUGUCCUAGUGUGCAAAGUCUUUCUCAGAAGAGUAGCAAUGUUGAUAAUGAGUGCUGGAGGAAUCAGUGCUCCAAGUGCCGAGAGUCUUACAUGGGGAAGCCAACUGAUGGCCAUCAAUGCUACAAACAAAUGAGUGUAGACCUCAAAUUCUGCCUGGAUGCUAAACUUAUCGAUGAGUGUAAACUGAAACCUCGACCUCUGAUGCCCGGCCAAACUGUUUUCUUUGCCGUGCAACCCCGCUUCAUGAAUGUUGACAUCCGAGUCAUAGUAGACGUCACAGAGGGUGCCUUGGAUCUGUACCUGUCACCACGAGAAGACACAUACGUUGUUCACGUGAACGAACGGACCGGCGAGCACAUAAUCGACAUGGACCACAAGUACAUCUGGCGGCCCGAGGAGUACGACACGCUGACCGGGGGCGUGGUGGUGUCCGCGGUGGAGCUGGUGCAGCCCGAGCCGCUGGUGGGCGACAACUCGUCCGUGCACGCCUCGCACCUACAGAGCCUGCAGAGCCUGCACCUGUCGCCUGGGGACAGGGACAGGGACCGCGAACGCGAGCGCGAGCGUGACCGCGGCAGGUACUCAGACAGGGACCACGGUCGGCACGACAGGCACGACAGGCACUCCGAGCGACUCCACUCCUUCCUGGGCCACAAAUUCAUUCGGCAAGAGCGGCACGCGCACGGGCUCACGUCGUUCGUGACCGUCAACCACAAGAACACCCUGCUCGUGGUGCGCAACCUGCGCGACAGGCUGGUGCUGACGCUGCCGCAGGACCGGCACGAGCUGGGCGUCACGCGCUUCUUCAUCGCGCUGGCGGCGCGCAACACGUCGGGACCCACGCUGGGCAUGAUCUUCUUCCGCCAGGACCAGCUGCACAUCGACCUGUUCGUCUUCUUCUCCGUCUUCUUUUCGUGCUUCUUCUUGUUUUUGGCCGCUUGCGUUGUGGGGUGGAAGGCAAAGCAAGCGGCUGACAUCCGCCGCGCGCGCCGGCGCCACGUGGUGGAGAUGCUGCACAUGGCCAAGCGGCCGUUCGCGUCUGCCACCGUGCUGCUGGAGGGGCCCGACCGCACGCCGGCCUACUGCCCCAGCGGCGUGCAGGGCCAGGGCCAGGGCCAGGGCCCUCAGGCCGCCAGUCAGAGCCAGGGGGCUGCGGGCAGCUCAGGCUCCGGGCAGGCGGCCGCCCAGGCCUCGGCCUCGGGCUUCUCGGCGGCACAGUUGGUGCCGUCGCCCGCGCGCAAGAAGCAACACCAGCACAGAACGGGCGGCGGCGCUGCGGGCAGCGCGUCGCAGACCAGGAGCCCCGCGGGCAGCGCAGGCUCACGCCUCAACAGCGGCGUGCUGCCGGUGGCCGUGGAGCUGACCGACGACGGCGUGGCGGCCGUGGCCACCGUGCUGGUGCGGCUACCCGGCGGCAGGGAUGCUCCGGUGCGCAUGGCGCUCGCCUCCUCCCUCAUCCUGUUGGCGAGGGUGUACCCCACCAACGGGCGCGCCUUCCUGCGCCGGCGAAGCGGCCACUCCCACGCCCACUCACACACUCACGCGCCCUCUUAGCAUCACGCCGCCCCCGCGCCGCCCCUCG
Molecule: messenger RNA, 9389 nt
Organism: Thrips palmi
Lineage: Eukaryota; Metazoa; Arthropoda; Insecta; Thysanoptera; Thripidae
Gene: Megf8
Product: multiple epidermal growth factor-like domains protein 8
Exons: 36
Coding region: 200-9361 (3053 amino acids)
Molecular function (GO): calcium ion binding; protein binding
Source: RefSeq, a predicted model, not a curated record